UGACCUAGUGGUGCUCCGGUUUGCAGAACAACGGUAAACAGGAGAGUGAGGAUGGCAGCAGCAAUUGCACCGCCGUUCAUCCAGGAUUAUCAUCACUCCUUUUACCGUCGCCACUUUCUCUCCCCCGCCGCCGCCUCCUCCUUCUUUCCGACAACAGCCAUCACCACCUCCCUCCGCAGACUCCAUGUUUUCAAAGCUCACAAUUCCCUCCAAAUUAACCACGACUCCAACCAACAACAGUCUCGCUAUUCUCCUCCCUCAACGCUGGUGCCCUCCACGUCGCAUUCCAGGGAUUCAAACAAUCUCCCCUCAAUUCCACGCAAUUCCACUGAUGCUGGUGGGUGUGAGUUGAGGGCUGUCCUUGAACUUGCCACAAACUCUGAACUUUUCGAGAUUGAGAAAAUCCUCUUUGGACCCAGCUACCUUAGUCCCCUGCUGAAAUCCGUUAGUAGUGGGGUGGAAUUGGAUAGAUUCAUGAUUGAGGAGGACUUUGAAGAGCGAGACCAUUUCAUUGAAGUUCUCGAGUCUCGUUUCUUAUAUCUCGCAGCUGAUGCUCGUUCUACAUUGAGAGGGUGGAGGCCUUCAUAUAGAAAUAUUUUGCUUGAUGUAAGAAAAGAGUUGAAAAUUCCAUGCUCUACAAAAUUAUCAACAGAGGACUUAGAGGUGGAGAUUUUUAUUCAUGUACUUGGAGAAUGUUCAAGAGACCGGGAUACUGCCGCUGCUAUAAAAGUUGGGACAGCAGAACUAUGUUCGGUGCUUCUUAAAGGUGGUCAGCUGAUUUCCAUGUUGAAGAUUUCUGAAUUGGUAACGACCAGGUUAUCAGGAAAAUUGCUAUUUGAAGCAGCUAAACAUAAGCUAGACGGUGAAUUUGUUAAAAAGGGGCUUAUUGGGUCUGCAUCGCAAUAUUUUGGGUUUCGCAGUUUAGGUGCAUUCGUUGGUCCACUGGUGUGGGGAACAUUGUUAGCAGAUAUCGUCAUCCAAAUGUUAGGAACUGAUUAUAUAAGGAUCCUGCAAGCUAUUUAUGCCUUUGCUCAGAUCCGUAUUCUUCGCAGACAUGGUUUAUACUUGGAUAAGCUGAGAGCUGGAUUUUAAGGAAGCUGCUGCGGUUUCAUGAACUACUUGUGUACAGUUAAUAGGAUCAAAUACUAGUCUUACGUUAAUACGUUUACCUCUGCUGUAUGAUCUUGGAUAGGCUGAGAGCUGGAUUUUGAGAAGCUGCUGCAGUUUCAUGAAUUUGUGUACAGUUAAUAGAAUAAAAUGCUAGCAUAUAGAAAUAUUUCUCUCUGGUUUGUUAUCUACAAGCUGAUCGAAAAUUGAAAGUCUCAAUUUA
Molecule: messenger RNA, 1330 nt
Organism: Spinacia oleracea (spinach)
Lineage: Eukaryota; Viridiplantae; Streptophyta; Magnoliopsida; Caryophyllales; Amaranthaceae
Exons: 10
Coding region: 52-1092 (346 amino acids)
Source: RefSeq, a predicted model, not a curated record